Molecule: messenger RNA, 1932 nt
Organism: Monodelphis domestica (gray short-tailed opossum)
Lineage: Eukaryota; Metazoa; Chordata; Mammalia; Didelphimorphia; Didelphidae
Source: RefSeq, a predicted model, not a curated record
UAUUCUGAAAUAUGUUUUUGUUGUUUCUUUAGGAGAAAAUAUGGAGGUGUGCAAUAUGACCAUCCAGUCCAAUGGAACCAUGGAGAAUGCUGACUGUUCGAGGAAGAUUCUGGUCCCUCUCUACAGCCUGGUCCUGCUGGGAGGUACAGCUGGCACCGUCAUGAUGUCCCUUGUCUUGUUCCAGAGGAAGUCCCAGUCCAUCAUUACUGUCAUCAUUGCCAACAUCAUUGUGCUACAUUCCAUCCUCCUGGUCAGUCUUCCAUUCCGCCUCAGUUAUUACUUCCUAGCAGAGUGGAAGUUUGGCUGGUUCACGUGCCGGAUCGUCAGCAGCAUGGUGCAUUUCCACAUGUACUUCACCUUCCUUUUCUACGUGGCCAUUGUUGUUAUACGCCUCCUCAUUUAUUUUAAAAAGCUCCAGUUGCAGGAAUUGAAGAUGUGCCACGCUGUUGCCUUGAGUGUUACCAUCUGGCUGUUGGGAAUGCUCAUUUUUUCCCUGAUUUUCCUGUUCCAGUACGGCACCCAUAUGGAGUCCUCUCAGCAUCACUGUUUUCAGUUCUACAAAGAGCUCGGCCACACGUCGAUGGUCAUCGUGAACUACUGCAUGAUCGGCCUCAUCAUGGCCACAGUCUUGGGCCUCUCCCUGGUCCAGUUGGUCGUCAUCACCCGCCUCGCCAAAACGCUCUGGCCUGGCCUGCUGAGCCACCAAGAGUUCCGAGCUCAGAUCAACAGCUUCUUUUUCCUGGUGGUGAUCGUCGUUUGCUUCCUGCCCCAUCAUGCCUUUCGGGUGUACUUCAUCCAAAACUAUUUCCAGAGUGAGAAACCCGAGUUGAUUCUCUAUGGAGAAAUUUGCAAAGCUCUGACCACUGUCUGCUGCCUGGACAUGUUGUGCUUCAUAGGUGGAGUCGUCCACUGAGUGCCGAUUCUGAGCUCCGAGCAACGGAACUUUUCUUCUUAAGAGUUUUGAUUUUGAGAGACGUUCCAGCUUUAGGAAGGUGCCGCCAGCAUGAACCUUCACCCCUCCUCUUCUGUAAGGAAAUUAGCAGCAGCCACUGGGCUUCUCUGCCCCCUUCCAUCUUCAGGAAGCAGCUCCAAGUGGCUUCCCUAACCUUGCCCAGCUGCCUUGAAGCAUGAUGGAAGGCAGACAAGCCGAAGAAGAAAGGGUGAGAGCGAACGUUUUUCCCCGAAAUGCUACAGAGGUGUGCUGACUCGGGGAAAGGACGUCCCUUGAGCAUUGGGAGAUGGAGGAGAUCAAUGACAAUUCGGGAAUGGAGAUUUCAAUGGUUAGGCAACUAUCGUCCAACGCUUUCCCAAUAGUAGGCGGCAUUUAUACAAUACUCUAAGAUUUGCAAAGUGCUUUAUUGCCUUUUGUACUCAUAAUACCAUUGGUGGGAUGCCAAGGAGCAAAGUUGCAAAUAAACCAGACAAAUGGUCAGGAGUCGCCAAAUUGCUCCCAGGCGAUCUGAAGGCCCUGCUGACCCGAGGGUGUAAAAAUAUUUGAGUUAUCUCAAUGCAUAAUGACCCAAACCCCCUUUCUAUCCUUCCUCUCCUCUUCAGAGAUCAGUCAACAAAGGCUUAGUAAGCACCAUGGGUCAUAGGCCAGGGACCGAACACCGGGGCCCCAAAAGGGCAAAACCAGUGCCCACGCUCAAGGCCAAGAAAGGAAGCAGCAUACAAGUGGCUCAAGAAUGACAAGAUUUAGAGAAUGGGCGGCAGAGAGGGAAGGUCAUCUCAGCCACUGUGAAGGACAAAAGAGAGAGACCCAGCAUUUAUCCAAGGUGGGCUCAUCAAGGCAGUUGCAUCCUACUAAGCGUUGGCUUUAUUUCAUUUCAAAUGCUCAGGUGGAUCUGUGAUAUCCUAGAUUUGGACGUUCUCCCCAGCAAUGCAGAUCACAGCCUGUUCUGUGUCAUUUUCAUUGAGGUCAUCCCCAAAGUU